AAUUAUUAAUAAUGUGGAAAUUUCUUUCUUACAAGCACCAUACUAUAAAGAAAAUUGACCUCUACUCUAUUCAUUUGAUCUUAGCAAUAGCAAAAAAAUCAAAUAUGGAGGAAACAAAUCAUCAACAAAUAAAUUUUUUUUCAGAAUGUUCUAUCAAACCCAAAUAUGAAGUUAAAGCUUCAAAACAACCCCAUUACUUAGCCUCAAUCGAUCUUAUGUUCUUAUCUUUAGACCAUAUGCAAAAGGGUCUACUUUUCCAUGCUAAACCACAAAACAUACAAUCUCAACUUUUGGACAAACUCAAAAUUUCAUUAUCUUACGCUCUUGUCUAUUUCUACCCUUUAGCCGGUCAACUUGCUACCCAAAAGUUCCCUGAUGAACAUGCUAUUUGGGUUUAUGUCGAUUGCACCACCGGUCCUGGAGCUCGCCUCAUCCAUGCUGUCAUCGAUUUUUCAGUAUCCGAUCUCUUGUCUUCCUGCGACAUACAUCCCGUUGUACCUUCCUUGUUUGAUCUUGGUGAGAAGGCCGUAAACUAUGAUGGUCACACAAGGCCUUUGUUGUCGGUCCAAGUGACCGAGUUAAUUGACGGGGUUUUCAUCGGUUUUACCAUGAAUCAUUGUUUAGCGGACGGGACUUCCUUGUGGCAUUUUAUCUCGACCUUGUCCGAGAUUUUUGUACAGUUGAAGGAUGAAAAUCACAACGAUAAUAAUCUCACUAAAACUGAAGUUUCUUCCAUGGACAUCACAGUAUCUCGAAAACCAAUAUACAAGCCUUAUUUUCCUGAAGGAUAUGGUCCGAUCAUCAAGCUACCAUACCUCGAACCAGACGAGUUCGUAUAUAGGUUUGAUCCAGGCGUAUUAAGAGAAAGAAUUUUCCAUUUCUCGUCUAAGACGAUGUCGAUAUUGAAAGCUAAGGCUAACGAAGAAUGCGACAAUGUUAUAUCCACAUUUCAAGCCUUGUCCGCAUUUAUAUGGACGUCUAUUACCCGUGUUAGAAAUUUGGAACCGAGUAUAAGGAUUAUUUGUUCGUUUGCUUUAAGUUGGCGGACUCGAAUUACGCCUCCGUUUUCCCAAGAGUGCUUCGGGAAUUACAUUGAAGGAGUGCAAUGUGCAUCCAAGGUGCGCGACUUACUUGGGCUUGGUUUGGGCUCGACUGCGUUGUUAAUUCGACAAAGUGUGGAGUCUAUAGACGACACUGAAAUUCAAAAACGGCUUCAUAAUUAUGCUAAGGCUCCUUAUGUGCCGCAAACAGGCUCAAGAUCUGCGUAUUAUGAGCCUAAUGGAGUGUUGAUUGCCGGGUCAGCAAAAUUUGAUAUGUAUGGGCCUGAAUUUGGACUUGGUAAAGCAGUGGCUGUUUUAGCUGGGUAUGCUAAUAAGGAUGAUGGGAAGGUGACCCUGAACCCGGGUCGCAAAGGGGGAGGAAGUGUUGAUGCAGAGAUAUGUCUGAAACCUGAGACAAUGAAUGCUCUUGAAUCCGAUGAGGAGUUUAUGAGUUCUGUCUCGAUAAAAUGAUGUAGAAGGGAUCGAUUCGGUCUCAUGUUUUAUUUGAUUAUCUAUUUUCCAAUACUUUAACCAGUAAGUUUGCAUUUAUGAAGUAACGAUAAUAAGAACAAAAUAUCACGAAUACUACUGUAUAUUAUAUGGAGUAUUAAUCUUAGAAAUAAACAAUUGCUUUGGUGUA
Chenopodium quinoa (quinoa) is the source of this 1680-nucleotide messenger RNA. RefSeq lists its product as uncharacterized. The coding region runs from base 12 to 1511 and encodes 499 amino acids. The transcript has 2 exons. NCBI's taxonomy places the organism in Eukaryota, Viridiplantae, Streptophyta, Magnoliopsida, Caryophyllales, Amaranthaceae. The record is from RefSeq and is a predicted model, not a curated record.